Messenger RNA from Periconia digitata, 1233 nucleotides. NCBI's taxonomy places the organism in Eukaryota, Fungi, Ascomycota, Dothideomycetes, Pleosporales, Periconiaceae. The record is from the annotation of a GenBank genome assembly.
CUUGGAUUUGGUGCCCGCUUGACAGCAGACGCCAUUAUCAAACAUGUGAUAGCUCCCGGCGAUGCUUCGGUACUAUCUCGGUAGAUCUCUACCAAAUCUAAUCUCACCAUCCAAGCAAGUUUGUUGCGACUUCACCCGCGACAUCGUCGACGUCCCUGUGUACAAGCAUCUGGGAUACACAACUCAUCAUCCCCCUACAUCAUGGCUGCUUACCGCAUACCCACAUUCCGGACCCUCCUCCGCCAACCACUCGCAAACCCACGCACCUGCCAACGUCGCUGGGCCCGUGUCCUCGAUGUCCGCUAUCUCGCAACCCACAGCGACCCAGACGAGCGCGUACUCACCAAGUACAAAGCAAAGCUCGAGUCCAAGGCACAAGAAAAGGGUCUAAAAGAUGUAUCAGAGCUCAAGCAAGCCUACAAAGACAAGAUCGAAAAACUGCGAAACGAAGCCGCAGUACCAGGCGCAACAGCACCACUAACACCACCGCCCACGCCCUCCCCAUCACCCUCCCCACCAUCCUCGAAUCCCUCCUCGCCCACGAAAACCACGCCUCCCAAAUCCCCAUGGCCAGCACCUCCCUCUGCCCCGUCCCCAACAAACAACCCCUCCGAUCCCCCACCACCCCCCGGCGUAAAAACCCUCUCCUCCUUCCUCGACGUGCCCAAAGUCUCCACCCUCCCAAACCCAGAAAUCGAAACCCUCUGGCGCCUCCGCCACGCACACAAUCAGCAAUCGCUGCACUUCACCCUUCCCUCGGCAACCUUCACCACGCUCCUCUCAACCGCAAAACAGCACCCUUCUUUUGUCCUGCCGCUCCCCCGCACUGUCCCCGACGCGCAGACAGAAGUCUCCAAAUCCCCGGCCUCCCACCAAGCUGCUGAACUCCACUACCUCCAAUUCACGCACCCGCAUCCCAAUACCACAACAUUGCUCUUCACCACGCUUGCGGAGUUUAAGCUCAGGGGCGAGUUCGCGGCGCCGCAUACCACGAUUACGUUCCAUGCUGAGCUUGCGGAGAGUCAUGGGUUGGUGCUCGGUCAGGGGGAGGUGAUGGAGAACAAGGGCGUUAGUGUGGACGAUGCGAGGUGGUUGGUUAUGUGUAUGCAGAAGUUUUAUGUGGUGGGAGGCGAGGAAGGGAUUAAGAGGGGAGAGCUGUUGAGGCUGUUUUCAAAGGGCGAUCAGGGAUUCAAGGUUGAGCAGUUGUUGGAGGAGGCGGAGAAGAUUCUGUAG